This is a messenger RNA of Fonsecaea erecta, 1464 nucleotides long. RefSeq lists its product as hypothetical. The coding region runs from base 1 to 1464 and encodes 487 amino acids. The record is from RefSeq and is a predicted model, not a curated record. The transcript has a single exon. Lineage: Eukaryota; Fungi; Ascomycota; Eurotiomycetes; Chaetothyriales; Herpotrichiellaceae.
AUGUGGUCCACCGCCGCCUCUUGGGUCGCGCUACUUGCGCUGACCGCGGCCCUCACCCGAUACUACAAUCCAGAUCUGUUCAAUAAACUCACGGGUCAAGCGUUCACACGAGCACCACAGCCGCUACAAGAGUUGGAGAGAUCUGCUGCCAAACGACAGAAGGCGAAACGGACACAUGCCAGUCGACUCGAGACUAGCAACAGCGGCACCUCUACGCCAACCAGUGCUACUGAAGGCAAGGCCAACAAGAGAAGGAAGCUCGUUUCCGCCCCCGUCGGGGACAAGGUGGUAGCUCAGACUGCCGAGGGUCAACGAAUGGCUUUGCCUCGAGACGAAGAGGAUGGAUUGAGCAACAGGGAAUUCGCUCAACAACUCGCCAAAGCGCAGGCCGGGACCAACUUGGAGCCUGCCACAUCGCAGGGUGCCAACAAGGGAGAGCGACGCGCUGCCGCGAAGUCCUCGCAAGGAAAGCGAAACGGCCUGGAAGCUUCGGGACUUUCCACCGAGACCUCUUCCACCACCGGCCGCGAUGCGGACGAUGACCUUUCCCCGAUCGGAUCUCCCUCUACCGGCCCCGUGUCAACCGCACCCACCUCCCGCGCUGGUGACGUUUCGGACAUGCUAGAGGCCCCUGCUGCCAAACCUAAGAUUCUCAGAUUGACAGAUGUCAAGAACGAGAGUCCGAAGUCAGCAGCGGGCGCCUCCAAAGCCCCUUUUCAGCCUGCUCUGACCAAAAAACAGCGACAGAGACAGGCGAAGGCAGCUGAGCAGAAGGCCUUGAGGGAGGCGUCGGACCGCAUCCACGAGCAAAAGAAACAAGCACAAUUGCGAACUGCCAGAAUGGCUGAAGGAAGCUCGGCCCAAACCAAAGCCGAUUCAUUCACGGCGAAGCAGAAUGCCUGGCAGACUGGAAAGCCAGCCUCGGAGAAAUUAGCCCAAACCAACCAAGUUGCGCCUCUCCUCGACACCUUUGACAAGCCAGAGAUACCCCCGGUCGCUGUGAAUGGGUCUGUCACUGCAGAGCCACUGUCCAACGUCACCAACACUGUCCCCGAGACCGCAAACGUCACCGAAGUCAAAAAAGAUGUUGGCGAAGGCAAGACCCAUGCGUUGGGAGCAUCAGAGCGGGAGAAACCUGUCAGACCUGCCCUAGGCAGCCAACCAAGUUGGGCUGACGAAGUCAACGAGGAGGAGCAAGACAAGUGGGCAAACGAGCUGGCACAGGAAGAAAAAUGGGAAUCGGUGACCAGCAAGAAAGGCAAGAAGAAGUCCAAGAAGGAUAUAAAUGACACCAGCAGUGAAGCAAGUUCUUCGGUUGCCCGGCCCUUGGCAAACAAUAACCAUUCUGGCGUCAACGGCAGUCACACGAAUGGGGUCAAUCCUCGCAUGGAGAACCCGAACCGAUUCCAGUCAAUUGAGCCAGUGACAGACCCUUCGUUCAAGGAUGCCGAAUGGGAGGCUUGA